AUGUUUGGACCGCCUCAACUCGACGAAGCGACUAUAAGGUCCAUCGACUUCAACCGCACCUCCCGUCGCAUGCUCCAGGACAUGGGCUGGGUCGUCUACCGCACAACCUACCGCUCCGUUCCCGCAUUCCACAGCAAUCGAAAUCCUCACUUCCUGGAUCAAGGCGGGAGUCUACGAAGAUCUCCACGAGCGCGCCACCAGCUAACCGUGAUCGAGGAGCUAGCCACGCUGCACGGGGCUUCGUUGGAUGUAGUGCGGGGGCAUUUUGAAGGCUGGGUAGAAGCCCAAGAUAAGCAAGAUGCAUGUAAUAAGUACCGCGCGUGCUUGGUGAUGGAUGAGGCGGCUGUCUAA
Molecule: messenger RNA, 351 nt
Organism: Penicillium maclennaniae
Lineage: Eukaryota; Fungi; Ascomycota; Eurotiomycetes; Eurotiales; Aspergillaceae
Exons: 2
Coding region: 1-351 (116 amino acids)
Source: RefSeq, a predicted model, not a curated record